AUAUAAUAUGGAAGAACAGAUCUCUUCACGGAGGAUAAGUAAAAUUCGGCCGAUCCAAGAGACGAAGGCAAGGAUAGUCCAGAAGCUAAACUGCAGGAACAAGAUCACUGACUACAAAUUAUUAUGUGACUGCUAUACUUCCUUAAUAAGGUUCCAUAAGGAGCGAUGGGAUAUAGUCAUUAAGCAACUAAAAAUGAUGGAAGACAAGAGCAAUAAAGGAUUUGAAACCCAUAAAGAAGAACUUCAGAGCGAACUGCUAGAGACUCAUAAAUAAGUUACAAGCUAUUACAGAGGUGCUGAGUAAGAAGACACAGAUGUGGAAGCAGAUGGAGAUUGAUAAUCAAUUAUAUAAAGAAGACCUAGCUGUAAAAGAAAAGAGCAUCAACGCAUACAUGGAACUUAUUAACCAAAAAUAACGAGGAAAUCCAGGACCUCAAAGAACAACUGUCUCUUAAAAAUAGCCAAAUAGGCACCUUAAAAUCCGACUACCAAGAGCUUGAUCAGAAGUACAAGACCAAAUUGUUUGAAAUUGCUAAAAAGAAGAAGCGAGCUAGGACCACUACUAAUAUUCCUAGGCCAGAGUCUCCCCCGAGGGGGGAGACUCCUAGGGCUAUUACUAAGGUGUGGACUCAGACUCAGGACUUGCAAAAGGAGAACAAUAAGAAUGAAGAGAAUUUAGAUUUGAGUGAUGAUAUAGAGGGCGCCCCUGUCAACCGAGUCAGACCUUCACUGACUAAGGAGAAUAUGGGGGAGCAGGGAUUUGAGGAGUCUGAGAGCGGGAGUUCUGAAGAAAUUGAUGAUUAUAUGGAGAUUAAUUUUGAUAUCCAGCAGGAACAGGAUAGGUCAAUGACCCUUUCACAGAAGGAUAUACAGUUUAGAAAACAUACGUUUGAUUUUGUGACUUCUAACCCAGAAGUUGGAAAGAAGAGUCAGAGGUUUGAUAAGUUAUUGUCUUCAGGUGUACUUACAGGAGGUCUAUAUCGAGAAAUCCCUAAUGCCCAUUAUUGUGAAAUCACAACUAUAGCUAUUAGUAAUGACGGUGCUCUAUUGGCAACAGGAGGUGAAGAUGGUAUAGUCAAGGUCUGGGAUACCAAAAGUUUCUUUGAAAUUCCCCUAUUCAAGAAAGUUUCUGACUCUCCUUCCCAGAAGAAGGUUAAAAAGAACUGACUGGCUCAGGAUAAAUUUGAGUAUGAAAAAUCUCCCCAACCAAUCUCAUGAUUAUGUUUCAGCUAUUGCUCCACCUAUCUCGGAGUUGCCAGUAAUGAUAUCAAGAUUUGGAAGAUAAGCAGGACAACCAUUGAGCUGAAAAGAACAAUUACAGGGAUUAAAUCGGGUAUCAAUGUGAUCAAAUUCAUGAUAGGAGAUUCCUUUCUUGAGCCAUGUCUCAUAUCAGGAUCAUCAGACCGAACUAUAAGAAUUUGGGAUAAAGAUAAAUAACCAUGUUAUAAAUUGAGUUUCCACCUGUCUUUGUCUUGAUACUAUAAUGACUGAUAAAUUUAUUGCUUCUGGGCAUAUUGAUGGGAGUAUCCGAUUAUGGUCGGGAAAACAAAGGUCACUAAUUUAUCGAUUUGCAAAGCUUCAUGAUGACGCAGUCACAUCGCUAUGUAUCAAUGCGCUUACAUCGACGAUCACUUCGGUAGGCAAGGAUCAUUCUGUGAGGCUAAUAGAUUACCGAGACUUUUCAAUAUUGGAUGAGGUCUGGCCAGACGAGUACAUCAACAUAAAGCAUUCGUCAGAGUCAAUCUCAUGUGGCUCUUACUCUCAGCAUAUUGUCAUCGCCAGUGCUGAUGAAAACCUGCUGAUUUAUAAUCUAGAGAAGGAGAGUAGAGAGAAAGGACCGAAGAGACUUGCAGUAGGUCGGUCUCAAUCUAUGUUUCAGAAGGAUAACUUUCAGUUCUUUAAUAGCGCCCCUCUUAAGCUGAAGCUAGCCAAGGUCAUUGAUUCCGGAGAGAAAAGAGGAUUUGAUAAGAAGGUAGAAAGUCUUUUGUCUAGUAUGAAAAAGUCAAACCAUAGGACCAGAAGUAUUAACUGCAUUGCCUGACACCCUCAAGAAGAUACCUUUAUCACCGCUGAUAACGAGGGAAGAAUCAUGUUGUGGGAUUAAUUUUUAUUCAUCCCAAAUUUCUAUAAG
Moneuplotes crassus is the source of this 2131-nucleotide messenger RNA. The record is from the annotation of a GenBank genome assembly. NCBI's taxonomy places the organism in Eukaryota, Ciliophora, Spirotrichea, Euplotida, Euplotidae.